Molecule: messenger RNA, 2851 nt
Organism: Eublepharis macularius
Lineage: Eukaryota; Metazoa; Chordata; Lepidosauria; Squamata; Eublepharidae
Gene: SPPL3
Product: signal peptide peptidase like 3
Exons: 11
Coding region: 339-1493 (384 amino acids)
Biological process (GO): membrane protein proteolysis
Cellular component (GO): Golgi-associated vesicle membrane; cytoplasmic side of endoplasmic reticulum membrane; lumenal side of endoplasmic reticulum membrane
Molecular function (GO): aspartic endopeptidase activity, intramembrane cleaving
Source: RefSeq, a predicted model, not a curated record
UCUUCCUCCGUCCGUCCGUCCGUGAGCGAACUAACGAGGGGCAGCCGGAGAGCGGCCUUGCCUUCGGAGUUCGUCUUUCCCCUCAGCCUGCCGCAGCUGCGCCCGGUCAUGAGUCCCGCUCGGCGCUGGAGUGCGGGCCUGCGGUGCGGCUGGCGCUGCUGAGCCUCCGCCUUUUCCUUCAUCGUCCGGGCGGGGACCCCCCCCCCCUCACGGCUGCCGCCAUGUUGGGCCGGGAGCCACUGCGGGGCCGUUGCUGAGCCCCGGCCGAGCCAGGGGAGCGAGAUCGACGCCCGGGACGAGGACUCCGCCGCCGCCGAGGAGGAGGAGCGGCCGGCGCCAUGGCGGAGCAGACCUACUCUUGGGCUUAUUCCCUUGUGGAUUCCAGCCAAGUGUCUACGUUCCUAAUUUCCAUUCUCCUCAUAGUUUACGGCAGCUUCAGGUCCCUUAACAUGGACUUUGAGAAUCAAGACAAAGAAAAAGACAGCAGCAGCUCAGCUGGGCCUUUCAAUGGCAACAGCACAAAUAACAGUAUCCAGACUAUUGAUUCAACACAGGCGCUGUUCCUUCCAAUUGGUGCAUCUGUAUCCCUCCUAGUAAUGUUCUUCUUCUUCGACUCAGUUCAAGUUGUCUUUACCAUAUGUACAGCAGUCCUUGCAACAAUAGCCUUCGCUUUCCUUCUGCUCCCAAUGUGCCAGUAUUUAACACGACCUUGUUCACCUCAAAACAAGAUUUCCUUUGGCUGCUGUGGACGUUUCACUGCUGCUGAGCUGCUCUCCUUCUCUCUCUCUGUUAUGCUUGUCCUUAUCUGGGUCUUAACUGGUCAUUGGCUCCUCAUGGAUGCUCUGGCUAUGGGCCUGUGUGUUGCUAUGAUUGCCUUUGUCCGGUUGCCGAGCCUCAAGGUUUCCUGUCUGUUGCUCUCAGGAUUAUUAAUUUAUGAUGUCUUUUGGGUCUUCUUCUCUGCCUACAUCUUCAACAGCAAUGUUAUGGUGAAAGUAGCCACACAACCUGCUGAUAACCCCCUAGAUGUUUUAUCCCGGAAGCUGCACCUUGGGCCAAAUGUAGGUCGAGAUGUCCCUCGCUUGUCACUGCCUGGCAAACUUGUCUUUCCAAGUUCUACAGGCAGCCACUUCUCCAUGCUGGGAAUUGGCGAUAUUGUGAUGCCAGGCCUCCUGCUCUGCUUUGUGCUACGUUAUGACAACUAUAAGAAACAAGCCAACAGUGACUCCUGUGGUACACCAGGACCAGGCAACAUCUCUGGUCGCAUGCAAAAAGUCUCCUAUUUUCACUGCACGCUUAUUGGAUACUUUGUAGGUCUUUUAACAGCAACAGUUGCUUCUCGCAUUCACCGGGCAGCCCAGCCUGCACUGCUCUACUUGGUACCCUUCACCUUAUUGCCACUCCUCACCAUGGCCUAUUUAAAGGGUGAUCUGCGUCGCAUGUGGUCUGAACCAUUCCACUCCAAGUCUAGCAGUUCACGUUUCUUGGAGGUAUGAUGGAACAGAUGGAAAGUGACCAGAACUUCUGCCUUGGUCCUUUUUUUGGCUUGCAGCUCGAUCAUCUCCUGAAGAUGAGCUGGUAUUUGGGAGAAUUAUCAACUGAUGGAACUUGUACAAAUGGACAUGCUGUGUCAAAGGAGAUGAGAGCGAGGGGUCUGGAAGGCUCCCCUGUCUGUGUGGAACUGGGGACACGUCUUUGCAAUGGCAGCCACUUUCAUCUUCCUUUCCCCCUUCUCUUUUAUGGAUUUGCAGCUGACCCUCCUUGGAGAGGAGGAGACAGACUUUACAGAGAAAAUGGUGCAGAAUUAUUAAGGAACUUGUGAACACUAAAAGGAAAAUGGUCACAGAGACCGGAGUUUGUUGGAGAACCCCAAAAACUACCUUGGGACCAGUUUUCUGCCUGACUUCAGUUUCAAAAAGAACUAAGACAGAAGUUUUUCUGUCACUGUAACUUUUUUGGGGGGGAUUUAUAUAAUAUUUUCUGUGGUGUGAGGUGACUUAUUAAAUCCACAGACAUUGAGUGACUUCUUACAGUAAACAACAUAAAGACUUUGUUGUAAUGAGUUACAUUUCCACCCAGAUGUCAUAUUGCAGUGAACAAGGGCACGACUUUUAUACCCACAUGCAUACGCACACAAGCACAUGCAUACAUACACACACACACUCUCUCUCUCACACACACAUACACACACGUUAUAGACCUAUAUAUAUAUAUGAAUAAAUGCAAAGGAAAAACCUGCUAGGAUCAUGCUUUGUAGCAGACAGGGGCUUGCUGUAAUUUUUAGCAUGUAGAGCAGUUUACUAUGGCUUUCUUGUAUAUGGAUCUGCAAAUAUGCUGCUGUCUCUCCCCCUUUCCCCUCCAUGAGUGAACCUUCAGUUAAAAACCAGUGUAGUAUUUUGUACUGAAUGUGCUCCUGGAAUUUAGGGGAUUAUUUGAUUUCAAUCAAUGUAGCAAACCUAGGGGAGGGGGAAAAAAGCUAAAGCCGUUUACCUCCUCUCCCCACGCCUGCCCCCCUUUUGUUUGUGGGUAUUUUUACAACUUCUCCAUUACCGGUUUUUAGUAGCUCCCUUCUUGACCCAAUGCAUGUAUUAUAGCAGCUGUUGUCUUUGUGCGUUCGGAUCAUAGUAAUGUAUGACUUGUAAAUACAUUUUUUUCUAUUUUCUAUUUUUUUGUAUUUUUUUUGAAUUUUAUUUCAUUAGUGUGCUGUAUUUUCCCCCCUCCCCCUCCCCUUUUUUUAAAAAAAAAGAGAGAGAGAAAGAGAAAACCCUGUCCUCUGCUGUUGUGAUUGGUCAAAGUUUGUGUUGACUGCUUUGUACCUGGGAGUCUGUUAAAACGUGGACUUUUUAAAAACAAA